Messenger RNA from Monoraphidium neglectum, 447 nucleotides. RefSeq names its product glucose-1-phosphate adenylyltransferase. Bases 1 to 447 code for a protein of 148 amino acids. Gene Ontology annotation, biological process: glycogen biosynthetic process. NCBI's taxonomy places the organism in Eukaryota, Viridiplantae, Chlorophyta, Chlorophyceae, Sphaeropleales, Selenastraceae. The transcript has 5 exons. Gene Ontology annotation, molecular function: glucose-1-phosphate adenylyltransferase activity. The record is from RefSeq and is a predicted model, not a curated record.
AUGCCAUCGAAAUCGACCCAGGUUGACGAGGACAUGAAUGUGGAGCAGUUUGAGGAGAAGCCGCCAGAGGCCAUGCUGCACACCAUGUCCAUGGAUACGUCAUGCUACACAAGCUACGGCCUGUGCGCUGAUGAUGCGGAGGAGAAGCCCUACGUGGCAUCAAUGGGCAUCUACGUCUUCAAAAAGAAGGCCCUCCUUGACCUGCUGUACCGCGAGUUCCCUCAUGCCGUGGACUUCAGCCGAGACGUGCUUCCCGCAGUCAUAGGGGAGCGCCGCAUCGUGGCAUACCCACACACCACGUACUGGGAGGACGUGGGCAACCUCAAGGACUACUUCCAGGCCCACAUGGCACUGGCAAAGGGGACGCUGAAGCUGCAGCUGUUUGACAAGACGCACCCCAUCUUCACGUCCGCCCGCACCCUGCCGCCCACAAAGGCGCGCACCUGA